AUUUAUAUAUGUAUAUGUCUAUAUAACAGAAAUAUUUGUUAGGGAGUCACUGUAUUGUUUUUUUUUGCAGUUGAAAUUAAUUUGAAUCGCCAUGAGAGCUCUUCAAGCAUCAACCUCUUACAGUGUCGGCAUUUCGUCCUUCGCAACCCCUCCACGGCGUUUCCGUCACCGUCAUGUAAUCGUCGCAAAAGUGGAACCUACGGACAAGUCUGUUGAAGUAAUGAGGAAGUUUUCGGAGCAGUAUGCUCGUAGGUCGGGAACUUAUUUCUGUGUUGACAAAGGAGUCACCUCUGUUGUUAUCAAGGGAUUGGCAGACCAUAAAGAUGCAUUGGGUGCACCACUUUGCCCUUGUAGGCAUUAUGAUGACAAACCAGCUGAGGCAGGUCAGGGCUUCUGGAACUGUCCAUGUGUUCCCAUGAGAGAGAGGAAGGAGUGUCACUGCAUGCUUUUUCUAACCCCUGACAAUGAUUUUGCUGGCCAGGAACAGACCAUCUCCUUGGAAGAAAUCAAAGAAUCAACAGCAAAUAUGUAAUGCUGUAGUGUAUUGUAUCAGCUUGCUUGAACAAUCAUGAAUUGUCUGUAUAUUUGUAUUCUAAUCAACAACCAAUUCUGGUUA
Cornus florida is the source of this 616-nucleotide messenger RNA. RefSeq names its product ferredoxin-thioredoxin reductase catalytic chain, chloroplastic. Gene Ontology annotation, molecular function: oxidoreductase activity, acting on iron-sulfur proteins as donors. The coding region runs from base 92 to 532 and encodes 146 amino acids. The record is from RefSeq and is a predicted model, not a curated record. The transcript has 6 exons. Lineage: Eukaryota; Viridiplantae; Streptophyta; Magnoliopsida; Cornales; Cornaceae.